This is a messenger RNA of Tribolium castaneum (red flour beetle), 1423 nucleotides long. RefSeq names its product gustatory receptor Gr83 (gene Gr83). NCBI's taxonomy places the organism in Eukaryota, Metazoa, Arthropoda, Insecta, Coleoptera, Tenebrionidae. The record is from RefSeq and is a predicted model, not a curated record. The coding region runs from base 212 to 1387 and encodes 391 amino acids. Gene Ontology annotation, cellular component: endoplasmic reticulum membrane. The transcript is spliced from 2 exons. Gene Ontology annotation, molecular function: phosphatidate cytidylyltransferase activity.
CUUACACUAACCCAAUGAUUAUUUCAUACGUUAUACUUAGUUAGCUGAUCGAUAUAUUGCCCUAAUCUUAGUUAAUUCAUUUUAUAACUAGUAACUACGAUGCAAUUUGUAAAUAUUUGUUUGUGUCAAGGUCAGGCUUCCUCAAGGAUGUUUUAAUUAGGUAUUUAGCAGCGGUGGCACAAUACAUCGCACUAAAUCCAGCACACAUAGGAUGGAGACCAACGAUGGCGUGAAGUCGCAAAAGACGUAUUUACAGCACUUGAGCAACGUGAUUAAACGUGUGACUUUCGGUAUACUCAUGAUUUCCGGAUUCCUUAUCAUAAUUCUCAAAGGCCCAGUUAUGCUAAUGUUACUAGCUUUUCUAAUCCAAGUUUUCUGUUUCAAAGAGAUUCUUAAAAUUGGUUACGACAGUAACAAACUUCCACACAACUUACCCUAUUUUCGAUUUCUGUGUUGGUAUUUUUUCAUGGUGGCGAACUAUUUCUUUUCGAUUGAAACGAUAGCACCGUAUUUUCAAAGUUACUGUAAUAAAUUUUAUAAUUUAAAAAUAAUGAUAAGUUAUCAUAGGUUUAUUUCGUUUUGUGCCUAUUUCGGAGGAAUUGUCCUUUUCGUGUUAAGUUUGGUCAGGAAAUAUGAUCUGAAGCAGUUUCGGAUUCUUGCUUGGACUCACACACUGUUGAUACUCAUCGUUCUUCAGUCGUACAUGAUUAUAGGCAAUAUGUUUAACGGUUUGAUUUGGUUGAUUCUUCCAGUUUCCUUGGUUAUUUUAAACGAUAUUUUCGCAUACGUAUUCGGGCGACUGUGUGGGAAAACGCCCUUAAUAAAACUAUCGCCGAAAAAGACGUGGGAAGGUUUUAUUGGGGGCGUUGUAGGAACAUUCAUUAGUGGCUUCUUUUUAUCAAAUAUUAUGUGCCGGUACAAGUAUUUUGUUUGUCCGAUCGAGUAUUACGAAACUGGUAAUAGUGUUGCCUUAUCGUCCGAUUGCACUCCCAGUUAUUUAUUUCUUCCGAAAAAGUAUUUUUUGUGGUUCUUUUCUGUAGAUCUUUAUCCUUUCACGUAUCACUUUGUGGCACUUGCCCUAUUUGCGAGCAUAAUCGCUCCGUUUGGAGGAUUUUGCGCGUCGGGCUUUAAGCGAGCUUUCAAAUUGAAAGACUUCGGUGACGUGAUUCCCGGACAUGGAGGAAUUAUGGACAGAUUUGAUUGCCAGUUCUUAAUGGCCACUUUUGUGAACGUCUACAUUUUUACGUUCGUGAAAAGUCCGAGUGUUGAGCUCAUUUUCCAAAAAAUAUCGUAUUUGGAUGAGAAAAAACAGCUGCAGUUUUAUUACCUCUUGAGAGAGUUUCUGCAAGCAAAUGACUUGGGGAAUUCUACGUACUUUGAUUUGUAAUUUACUUCAAGUCUGCGAAAUAAAUCUUACGUUUUU